Candidozyma duobushaemuli is the source of this 1524-nucleotide messenger RNA. RefSeq lists its product as uncharacterized. The transcript has a single exon. NCBI's taxonomy places the organism in Eukaryota, Fungi, Ascomycota, Pichiomycetes, Serinales, Metschnikowiaceae. The record is from RefSeq and is a predicted model, not a curated record. Gene Ontology annotation, cellular component: nucleus. Bases 1 to 1524 code for a protein of 507 amino acids. Gene Ontology annotation, molecular function: nucleic acid binding; exonuclease activity.
AUGCUUGCACCGCCAGAGAUCACAGUGAAGAACGAUCACUUAGUGCUUCCAGCCAUCAGGUCCCUUGCCAUUGAUCUAGCAGGAGGAAGUGUACCUUCGCUCAAGGAGUUUGAAGUGAAGCACAAGGAGAAGGUGCCGAAUGUUGUGGUGUGCUUGAUUCCAGGGCUUGUCAUGGACGACUUUGGUCAAACAGAGAAGGUUCUGAAGCUUGAUAGCUCUAAGGCCACGAAACUCCCCUUUUUUGAGUCCAAAUUCAAGGAUAUUAUCCCUUUAAGGCUUCCGGGAAAGGCCAAUGAGGUGUUUUCAAUCGAACGAACGUUGAUCAACGUAAAGAUCACCAGAAAGUCCAAAGACGACAUGAUGGAACAGCUGCUGAAUACACCAGUCGCCAUCGAGAGCUUAUUCGUGAAGAUGCCAGAUUGGAUGGACCACGACUUCAAGCAUUUUCCUGGCUCUGGCCAUGAACUCCCGGACGAUUGGUUUGAGACUAAACAGUUGGACCACGAGCCCAAGAUUUUUGCAUUAGACUGUGAGUUCUGUCAGACCAAGGAAGGAAGCCAGUUGGCUAGGAUCUCUAUCGUUGAUUACGACAACAACGUGGUUUACGAUGAGUUUGUGAAGCCUGAGAAGGAGAUCAUAGAUUACGCUACAAAGUUCUCUGGUAUUACCGAAGACAUCAUGGAUAAGGCUACAACCACACAGCAGCAGGUUCGAGAAAAGCUUCUACAGACUAUCUCAUCAUCAGACAUUCUCGUCGGCCACUCGCUUCUGUUUGACCUCAAUGUCUUGAAAAUGUGCCAUCCCAAAAUCGUCGACACUUGCGUGAUCUACGACCAUACACGCAAAAAGCCAUUCAAAGCGAGUCUCAAGUGGCUUGCAGAGACCUACCUUGGACGUAAGAUCCAGGCCGGAGAAGCCGAGGGUAAAGGGCAUUCCUCAGUGGAGGACUCCAUUGCAUGCUUGGAUUUGGUCAAGUUGAAGCUCAGCAAAGGUCCCUUAUUUGGCCAGGAGCCCGACUCUGAGCCCAUUUCGUUGAGAAUUGAGAAGGAAGGAGACAAGCCCGUAGCGAUCCUCGACAAGUCUAUGACUGAAUGGGGUAUCACUUCCGUCCAUGCAGAUACUAUUAAGCAGGUUGUGGAGAGCAGUGAUGAUUUGUUGGUUGAAAAGAUAGACGAGGCCACCAAAAACAGCAAAGUUAUAUUCUGCAAGCUUUCUGAGUACCCGAAAGGAGGUGAUGACGAGCAGAAGGCCAAGCUAGAUGAGCAGUUGAACAAGGUAUGGGAGUCUUUGCCUGAAAAUAGUACAUUUAUCGUCAUUGGCGGUAGCAACGUCAGUCCGAAAAUCCAGAAGCUUCAACUGACAAAGCUGAAGUACAGCUGGAUGCAAAAACAGGGAAAACAGGUUGACGAUCCAGAGCAGGUAUGGACAUUUGACAAGGACACUGAGCUCAAGAGCCUCGUUCAAGAGGCGAGAGCGUCUGUUUGUUUCCUUGGUCUCAAGACGGGCAAUGCACCUUCUGUGUAG